UAUUUUUGUGUUGUUUUCCAGGCAAAAUGUCCUGAGCCAGAUGCCGCCACAGCCAUGGCUGUGGGCUCUGACUCCACAGCAGUUGCCUCAGAUGUUACAUACAACAUUGGACCACAGGACUUCAUUUUAAAGCUUCCUGGCAUAAACUUCAAGAACUACCGAUCUGUCAUGAGAAACGUGGAGAGUGUUCAAGAACUUUUCACACUGCCUCAGGAAAGGCUUGCAAAUAUUUUGGGCAAUGCUAACAGUGCUAAACAACUCUGGGAGUUUAUUCACACCGAUAACAAAGGUCGUGUGCAGCCACAAACAUCCUCGAAAGUAAGAAGAUGAACUUCUUGGACUUGUUGAAAACAAGCUGUCACAGUAUAGUAUGUAUAGAGGAAAUAAAAAUUUACCAUGGGCAAACACGA
This is a messenger RNA of Pocillopora damicornis (cauliflower coral), 410 nucleotides long. RefSeq names its product DNA repair endonuclease XPF. Gene Ontology annotation, biological process: resolution of meiotic recombination intermediates; double-strand break repair via homologous recombination; nucleotide-excision repair involved in interstrand cross-link repair. The record is from RefSeq and is a predicted model, not a curated record. Gene Ontology annotation, cellular component: nucleotide-excision repair factor 1 complex. NCBI's taxonomy places the organism in Eukaryota, Metazoa, Cnidaria, Anthozoa, Scleractinia, Pocilloporidae. Gene Ontology annotation, molecular function: damaged DNA binding; single-stranded DNA binding; single-stranded DNA endonuclease activity.